This is a messenger RNA of Frankliniella occidentalis (western flower thrips), 4421 nucleotides long. It is a transcript of the gene gzl, whose product is annotated as E3 ubiquitin-protein ligase RNF13. The transcript has 11 exons. The record is from RefSeq and is a predicted model, not a curated record. NCBI's taxonomy places the organism in Eukaryota, Metazoa, Arthropoda, Insecta, Thysanoptera, Thripidae. The coding region runs from base 487 to 2106 and encodes 539 amino acids. Gene Ontology annotation, cellular component: cytoplasm; nucleoplasm.
GUAUGCGUUCUCAGCUUUCUUGAACUAAAUAUCCAUGCGUAAAUUUAUUGCGCUUAGCAUGACCCCUCAGAUUUCCUUUGAUCGUAUGCUCCAAAUCGCGAUUUUUUAGAGGUUGACAACAUCACGUGAAGCAAGGAUACAGGCUGAACAUUUGUCUUCUGAUGGUUUCAGCGUUGUUUUCACUCGUACUCAUGCACUUUGUUAUUGACGUGACUUGGAGAAGUUCGUACGUUUAAUCGUAUGUUCUAUUUCGAAGAAUUGCCUUUUGGUAAUUUUCUUUGAAUGACUUCUGUUGCUUGAUGUUAGAUAAGAAUGAGGCGUCUUUGGGUUUGUCACAUUAUCUAGUUUGAAAUGGGUGUCUCUCAAAGCAUCGUAUGGGAUUGAGAGGUCAUGGUUUGCAGUUGCCUGCUGCUAUCCCACCUGGUUUUGGUGCCAUGGCAUAGCCUCCAUCAUUCAUCCAUAAACUAAAAUACCUAGAAGGAACAGAUGCCUUACUACGUUACCAUGUAUCCACCAUGUCCCCUUCCGCAACAUAUAACAGCUUUGUACAUGAUCGCUGUUAUGAGCAGCAUUGCUCUGUUUAGUCAGAGUAUUACUAUUGUGAGUGCUGACAUCCUAGUUUACUGUGAAGACCCUUAUGGGCAAGUUGAAGUGGAAUUUAGAGAUUUGCCAUCUCGAUUUGGAGAUUCUCUACCUUCUCAAGGCCUUGAGGGAUAUCUGGUAUAUUCUGAUCCACCCAUGGCAUGUGUUCCUGUUGCUCCACCCCCUGUACUAGGAGCAAAUUAUACAAAACCAUGGGUGUUAUUGAUUUCAAGAGGUAAUUGCUCCUAUGAAUUAAAAGUGAGGAAUGCCCAAGCUGCAAAUUUUAGUGCUGUUAUAGUGCACAAUGUCAAUUCCAGUGAUCUUGAACCAAUGUCUGCUGCAAAUCCAACUGGAAUCCACAUACCCUCUGUGUUUGUUGGAGAAUACACGGGACUUAAAUUUUUAAAAGCUAAAUACCAGUAUAAUGAAACCCAACUUUGUAGACAUUAUAUACUCAUCAAUGAUGACAUGCCAUUUAACAUCAACACUCACCUGCUUCUUCCAUUUGCAACUGUUGUUGGGAUUUGUUGCUUGAUUAUGCUGACAUUUACGAUUUUAAAAUGUUUACAAGAUCGGCGACGUCAAAGAAGACAUCGGUUGCCACCGGCAUCUCUGCGUCAAAUUCCAACUUCUAAAUUUCAAAAGGGUGAUCCCUAUGAUACAUGUGCAAUAUGCUUAGAAGAUUAUCAGGAAGGAGAAAAAUUACGUAUUCUGCCUUGUUCUCAUGCUUACCACAGCAAAUGUAUUGAUCCAUGGCUAACUCGCAACCGGCGUGUAUGCCCUGUUUGUAAACGCAAAGUAUUUGCUCAAGAUGAACGGGUGUCUGAUUCAGACUCUGAUAGUGAUGCUGAUGACACUACACCUCUUAUGCGGCCUGGAUCACAGGGCACUCAAGGAGGAACAUUCGUUAGAUCUGCUGGCAACCCUAUUUCAAACACAAAUCCGAGUCCGUGGGGAAGCUCUUACUCUUCAAUUGCAUCCUCAUCAGGAUCAUCGAGUGGUGCUCAACCACAGACUGAAGAGGGUUCAACAACACGCUCCAAUGAAAAUGAUGGCCAGGCAAGCAAUACCUUAAUGCAGUCUCUUAAUGCAAUCCUAACGAGGUCUGCUUUUGCAAGGGCUAGAGCAGCGGAUGUGAGAGCGAGGUUAUGUGGUUCUACCACUGUACCAGAACAGGCUGAUUCCUCAUCUGAAUCUACAAAUAGACUCCAAGAAGGAGACAGCCAAGGCACUGUGACCGGCUAUAAUAUGUCCUCAGGUGAACACUCCAUUAAUAGUCAACCAACUGAUCUAGAUUUCUCUGAUGAUCAUUUUGAGCGUGGAGGUCUCCCAAGUCAAUGGGGAUCUCGUGUCGCUCUUUUGGGAAGUAGAUCUGAAGCAGAAGGUUGUGUGUUGGAAGCAUGUGAUGCAGCUGAGGUUGCUGAAGAGGCUUGCGGUGAUACUAGUCUUCCAUCGGUCUCAGUAAGGUCUUCAUCUAGCUCCAGGGGCUCCACCUCCAGUGAACGCAAGCCUGCAGUUGUUUAAUUGUGUUUUGUGGACCAAUUUCUUUAAAAUAAAAGUAGAAGGAUAGCUUUUUAGAAUUUGGUAAUAUGAGAACCAAACGUCUUGCCUGUAAUUGUAUUUUCUUGUGGUACAUGCCAAGGUUUUUCAGGAACAUGAUUUGGUUCUCAUGCAUUCCAAAAUUAUUCUUAAAAGUUUUCAUGAGGAUGAGAGCUUAUAUUGCAAGCAAAGAGUUCACAUUUUUACCAAGGACAUGUUGAAGUUGCAUCUUUUUAAAAAACCAUAUUUAUUUUAGGUAAGUGGUCUAGUCGUAUUAACCUAAAGCAUGUGUAUAGUAAAUAAAUGUUUAUAUUAUUUGUGUACACUUGUGCAAAGCUAUUGAUAGAUCUUUUACAUUUGAGAUAACCAUGACGAGAUUAGCUCAGUCAGGGCCAACCCGUUUUAAAAUGCUAUCUGUUUGUGGGUAUCUUGUUCUUUCAGUCACCUAUUCCUUCAAAUAUAGGAUAGAGAGGCUUGGCCGUCUAAAUAAUUAUGUUGUUAGUACCAUGGAAACUGAUUUAAAACCCCAUUGAAAAGGCAAUUGCUUUUGAGAUGAAGGAUAAGAAUAUAUUCCCUUGAUAAAGUGUCACUCUAUCCGUCCCUUGUCAUUGAAUGUCUUUGGUAUUAAAUGUGGAUUUUGAAGCACAAAUAGACAUGAGUUACCGUACCAUAAUGUUUUAAAAUUAAAUUUCUAAUUUUAAGAUUGUGCCUCAUAGCAAUCAAAGGUUCCAGUUUUCUGUAGGAGCUGACUUCAUGUAGAAAUUGACAGAACCUUCCACCCUAAAUUAAGAUGUUUCCCUUUUCUCUGUUAAGGUACUGGAAAAAGUACUCUUAUUUACCUAUGUGAUACAUGAGCUAGAUUUUAUAUUAUGUGGAAACUAAUGUUUUCAAGCUGUGUUUAUGACAAGGUGGAGCAUAGAACUUGUUCUUUUGUUCUGUUCGCUACAAAGAGAUGCAUGAUAUUCUGAUAUGUGCAUCCAGCUUCUUGUACAUCCUUGAAUUGUCCCUAACAAAUUGUUGAUCCCAUAGAGGCAAUGGAUACUUCUCUCAUUGAAAGAACUGAUGAAGGAGUAAUUACCAUUUUUGCCAUUAGUGGGACUGAAUCUGACAGCUAUCUUUAAUGUAUAAUUGGUUAUGUAAGAUUUAUUGAUUUUAUAUACUGUUAUCGAUUUGUACAUGUAGUUUUCCUUAUUUUAUCAUUUACCAGUUUAUUUAAUUUUUAUUAUUAUGCUAGAUUAUUCUCGUUUUGUGCAUCUAAUGCAAUUACAUUUUGCUUUGACUCUCAGACUGGUGCCUUGAAAAUAAAGUUAUGACAGCAAUUUAAUUUGUAGAAUACAGUUCGAGUUUGAGUACCUGUGCUUUCUGCUUAAGGUGUUGAACAUUUUAUUCUCCCAUAGAUAUGUAACUUUCAUACAUUAAAAUAAGAAGUUAAGGUAAUUUUUCACAAAGGUAUUUUUGUAUAAAGAAAAUAUUUUUGUUCCAACAGAUGUGAUCUGUCUCUGCAAAGAAUACAUUGUUGAAACUUGAUAAUUUGUUUAAACAUGUUGGAAAUAGACUGAUUUAAACUAUAAAUGUAUCUAUUGCCAUUCAAUUUAAGCCUUAUGUUGUCUAUCCUUGUUGUUGGUUUUCGUUUUUUUAAUUAUUCAAACUCUACUCUCAUUCUAAAUAUCAUGUGCUAUGAAUUAUUGCUUCGCAGUAGCUGUAGUUCCUCAUUUUACUCAAUCAUUAUUAAAACAAUUUUCCAGAAAACUUAAGGAUAAGAAGUGAUUGAUACAUUCACAUUUGUGAAAGUCAUAGUCGUUAAAUAUGGAGUGAAAUCUUUAUUAGAAAUGAAUAAAACUGUAGUAUAAAUUUAUUUCUAAUGUAUGAUUGCAGGAUGGUUGAAAUGUGCGUGAGCUCUGUGAUAACCCUAUCACAUUUAGAUUUAAGGAAAGGGUGUUUUGCUUGUGCCAUUGUAAAACAUAAACCAAAUGGUCGAUAUACUAUACUUGAUUUCAUAUCAGUUAUAAUGCAAAGAUAAUUUCAUUAUUUGGUAAGUAAGGUACCUCACAAAUUGUUAUGAAUCCUGAAGGGGGAUGAAACUCAACUGUGAAAUUUUACUUGGCCUGUAACACAUGUAGUUGUUAGUUUGUGAGGGGUUUCACAGUUCAACUCAAAAGAACAGUAGUUUAAGAUUUGCUUUGGAAAAGAAAAUGCUUUACUGGUGUGAGAGAUUCGCCAUUGCUUUUACUCCUUUAUAAAUCAUACAUCCUACAUUAUUGUGAUAAAUUUCAUGCCUAAUAAAGAUUUUAAAAACUACA